UCUUGACACGGCAUAAUUCGAAGGGGAGUAACCACGGGCACUUCCCGUUACCUUCCAUUCUUCUUCCUUCAACACAUACCUCUGCUCAAUGCAAGAAAAUGAUAGAGGUUCUCCCCUUUCCUUCAUCCUCUGCCAUCUCCUCCAUAAUUCCCGCUUCACUCCACAUCUUCACUCUAUCCAGAGCUUUCUCACCGUACAAGGCUUCCCUCACCACCAUGUCCAUAAACUUGCACCCUCCUGCCUACGCUGACAAUACGCCAUUAUCCAGACCCCCCAAAGCUAGUGACCCCUUUUCACCCACCGGAGCUCUUGAAUACCUGAAAUUUCAACUUUCUGCGCCCACUCAACCUUCACCCACCCCACGUUUAAAGGUUUUGCCUUUCAGAAACGGGAGGCCCUUAGCCUCUUCUUCGACGGCUCACUCCAGAGAUUCCCAGCAAAUUUGGCAUCUGGGUUGGAUCAAUUUGGGUGAUCUCAAGGGGCUUUUGGAAAUUUCUAGUGGACGAUUGAGCGGAGACUCUUUGGUGUACGUAGGCUCGUGUUCAGAAGACGACGUCGUUUACUGGGCAGUUGACGUUUCUUCUGAGAGUGGCUUGUUGGCUGUAUUAGGAAGCAAGAACUUAUGUUUCGUGGACCUGAGAUCGCUCAUGGUUGCCUCCGAUUGGUCGGACUUGCAAGCGAUGGGUAACUUGGCUAUUGCUGGUCGUGCCAGGGCGCUGCUAGAAUGGCAUAAUAUAUCACAAUUUUGUGGACAUUGUGGAGAGAAAACAGUCACUAUAGAAGCUGGGAGGCGGAAGCAAUGUUCAAAGGAAUCGUGCCGACAGAGGAUAUAUCCACGAGUUGACCCGGUGGUCAUUAUGUUAGUCAUUGAUCGAGAGAAUGACAGCAUCCUUUUGGGUCGAAAAUCAAGCUUUGUCCCUAGAAUGUGGAGCUGCUUAGCAGGUUUCAUAGAGCCAGGGGAAAGUUUGGAGGAGGCUGUGAGAAGAGAAACAUGGGAAGAGACAGGUGUUGAAGUGGGAGAUGUUGUGUAUCACAGUUCUCAGCCGUGGCCUGUUGGACCAAGUAGCAUGUCAUGCCAGCUGAUGGUUGGGUUCUUUGCAUAUGCAAAAUCGCUUGACAUAAAUGUGGACAACAAGGAGUUAGAAGAUGCUCAGUGGUACAGUAGAGAAGCUGUUAGAGAAGCAUUGACAGUAGCAGAGUACAAGAAAGCCCAAAGAACUGCAGCAUCAAAGGUAGAACAAAUGUGUAAGGGAGUGGAGAAAAGUCACAGCCUGACUGCAGAUUUUAACGUGGAAAGUGGUGAACUUGCUUCCAUGUUUGUCCCUGGACCCCAUGCAAUAGCCCAUCAUCUGAUUUCCUCUUGGGCCUUCCAAGAUUUACCUACUGGUAUUCCUUGCCGUUGACACCAACCUGCUGGUUCUUCUGUCUCCAAGUUUGUGGAAUUGUCUGAAAUUCGUUUGUGUUAUAUUUCUCUCCUACUUGUUGUACAGAUUUUGCACCUCUUGACUGGGAGAGAUCUAGUCAUAUUUUGCAGUCUGCUUUACUAUUUCCUCACAUAGAGAUUAUUCUAUAGUGGACACGUUCUUACUUUGGUUUCUUGUCUUA
Molecule: messenger RNA, 1605 nt
Organism: Prosopis cineraria
Lineage: Eukaryota; Viridiplantae; Streptophyta; Magnoliopsida; Fabales; Fabaceae
Product: nudix hydrolase 19, chloroplastic-like
Exons: 6
Coding region: 99-1403 (434 amino acids)
Biological process (GO): NADP+ catabolic process; NAD+ catabolic process
Cellular component (GO): cytosol
Molecular function (GO): NADH pyrophosphatase activity; metal ion binding
Source: RefSeq, a predicted model, not a curated record